AUGGAUUCGCAACGUCUAUGUCUCACUGCUCCAGUCACGCAUCGCAUCUAUACUAGUAUCCACGGCGAUACCCGCAGCCCUCUUCUUGAGGGUGGGGUAUCUCUGCCAAAGUCUUCAGAUGUUGAUUCGCCUGGGCUGUGCCAGAUCAGUGUUCGUCUUGUCCAGACGGUGACUUCGACUGCCGACUGCCUGGCUAGCACCAACAAGAGCCAGCAUGCACUCGAGCAUAUUCGCCGUCGACUUCCCAUUUCACGUCUGGGAAAGACACAACUCAUUCAAUCAUCGUCGACAGUGGAAGAGCUGAAACAAGACAUGACAUCCUCUUCUCAAUCUCGGGACCAGAUAACUUUCUCUCUACCCGUCCCCACCCCUCUCGCUGGGACAACAAACACAACAUUGGGGAGUAUUUCCUACAAAAUCGUGGCGACGGCAGUGACAGCAGAUGAAAUUUCCAUCAGCACAACCCGCCCAAUCCAUAUUGCACGGCAGCUCGUCAUGGAAAGCCCCAAAACCAUCCCACAUGUCUGCCGGUUCCCCAAAACCAGCGCAGUGACCGAGCUCACCCUACAACACAACCUCCCUAGCUCGGGGCAAAAACACUCAUUCGAGGCUGUGAUGUUUCUUCAAUGGAUCACAGCACCGGCAGUCCGCCCGACCGAGUUCAAAACUCUGGUGGUGCGCGAGAUUAACUGGCGCAUCGAAGAAACCACCCGGUUGAUGCGCCAAUCCAGCGGCAGUUACGGCAAUAAACCACAGAAGAAGAGUGCCGCCUGCACGAAAGAGCGCACAGAGAAGGACGUCCCCGUCCGCAUUCCGUUCGAAUUGACCCUGCCGGACAGGGAAGCCGCGGUGGAUGUGGAUUCGUCGUGCUCAGAUGACAAUAGUCAACCUUUGACCCAGGAUAUCCUCUCCAUCGCGGUCGAGCGUCGCAUCAGACUUGAUAUCUUCACUGGUGAAGACACUUUCGAUCGACGCUCCCGUCACCUUGUGGAUCGGAAGCCGCGCUGCAGUGUCUCCAGCGCAUCUUUCUUGCUUCCCAUUGACAAACCUCUGGUACAUACUGCUGCUGCCACUUUGUUUAAUGAUGUGUUGCCGACAUAUCAAGAUGUCUCGGGGGCACCCCCAGGGUACUCGUGA
Messenger RNA from Penicillium alfredii, 1137 nucleotides. RefSeq lists its product as uncharacterized. Lineage: Eukaryota; Fungi; Ascomycota; Eurotiomycetes; Eurotiales; Aspergillaceae. The coding region runs from base 1 to 1137 and encodes 378 amino acids. The record is from RefSeq and is a predicted model, not a curated record. The transcript is spliced from 2 exons.